AUGCAAGACUUACAUUUUCGCCCCUCCUGCGGUGAAGCUGAAACCACUCAGAAUGAAACUGGCGAUCUACCUUCUCUGAACAAGCUAGAAGACCAUGGCAGCCUCACUUUCAACCUGUACCUGCCUGAUAUGCCGUACAUUGGGCACAUCAUAUGGGGGCAGCCCAGUGCCUAG
Penicillium digitatum Pd1 is the source of this 174-nucleotide messenger RNA. Lineage: Eukaryota; Fungi; Ascomycota; Eurotiomycetes; Eurotiales; Aspergillaceae. The record is from RefSeq and is a predicted model, not a curated record.